Molecule: messenger RNA, 4601 nt
Organism: Cuscuta campestris
Lineage: Eukaryota; Viridiplantae; Streptophyta; Magnoliopsida; Solanales; Convolvulaceae
Source: the annotation of a GenBank genome assembly
UAUGAAUUCUCAAUAAAUAUGACAAAUAAAAUAAUUAAAAUAAUGCAUUAUAAUAAAAGUGCAUGAUUUUCUUCUCGAGGAAGUGGUCCCUAUAUUUCAUUUCCCCCAAAUUUUUUUUAAUUCAAAUUCCAGAACUCAUAAUAACACCAAACCUGCCCUUAAUUUCCUCUUCCAGAAUGGAACCCAAUGAAACCAGUCAAACCAGUGUCUUCAAUGAGACUCUGAAGCAGUAGCUAGAUGCAAAAUCGAUAUCAGAAUUUCGUAUUUCUGACAAUUUAGAGCAUUUUAGCUCUGAAAACAGUGAAAAGGGGGCUAACGCUAUAAUCUUAUGCGUGUAGGUAAAACCUAAGUGGCCAUUGUUGGAAUCAAAGUGAUUUAAAUGGCAAGAUCUCAACAGCAUUUUCGUGCUGAUGAGGAGCUGUCAUCCUUGCAUAGUGGCGCCCAAUCGAGGGAUUGGGAUGGACCGGGCAGGUGGACGGAGUACUUGGGUCAUGAUGUGGCCCCUAAAGGCUCUAGAAAUGCUGUCCCUGAAGGAGCUGCUGUCCAGAGCUCUAGCGGGUCUGGUCAAAAAGGGGUAAACAUGCAGUGGGUAUACCAGCUCACCCAAGUAGCCGAGGGGCUGCUGGCCAAAAUGUACAGAUGGAAUCAGAUUUUGGAUCAUCCUGAUGUGGCUGGUCAUGUGUAUUCAGACGUGUUUUGGAAGUCCGGGGUUUUCCCAAACUAUCCCAAGAUAUGUAUAUUCCUCUCAAGAAAGUUCCCUGAGCAUCACAGCAAGUUGCAGCUUGAACGAGUUGACAAAAUAGCUUUGGACGCAAUGAAUGAUGGUGCCGAAGCUCACUUACAAAUUUUAGAACCAUGGAUUAAGCUACUUCUUGACCUGAUGGCGUUUCGGGAACAUGCUUUGAGGCUUAUAUUAGACCUGAGUAGUACAGUAAUUACGUUGUUGCCUAACCAGAACUCUCUUAUACUGCAUGCAUUUAUGGACCUCGUUUGCGCUUUUGUUCGUGUCAAUCUGUUCUCUGAGAAGAUUCCACGGAAAAUGUUGCUGCAAACCUAUAAUCUUUUGCAUGCCACAUCAAGAAAUAAUAGAGACUGUGAUUUGUAUCACCGGUUAAUUCAGUUUAUUGAUUCCUAUGAUCCACCCUUGAAGGGUCUGCACGAAGAUCUCAAUUUUGUCAGUCCUCGCAUUGGAGAGGUACUAGAGGCAGUUGGUCCCAUUAUAUUCUUAUCUGCCGAUACAAGGAAACUGCGGAAUGAGGGUUUUUUAAGCCCAUUCCACCCUCGAUAUCCUGACAUACUUACAAAUUCUGCACAUCCAAUGAGAGCUCAAGAUCUUGGAAAUGUAACUUCUUAUCGUGAAUGGGUAUUGUUUGGUUAUCUUGUUUGUCCCGAUGAGCUCCUAAGGGUCACAAGCAUUGACAUUGCUUCAGUUGUUCUAAAGGAGAACUUAGUUCUUUCCUUGUUUAGAGAUGAGUAUAUACUGUUGCACGAGGACUAUCAGUUAUAUGUUUUGCCUCGGAUAUUGGAGUCAAAGAAGAUGGCAAAGUCUGGACGUACAAAACAAAAAGAAGCUGAUCUGGAGUAUAGUGUUGCUAAGCAGGUUGAGAAAAUGAUAAGUGAAGUGCAUGAGCAAGCACUACAGUCUUGUGAUAUCAUACACCGUGAGAGACGAAUAUUUUUGAAACAAGAGAUUGGAAGAAUGAUUCUCUUUUUUACGGAUCAGCCUAGCUUAUUGGCUCCUAAUAUUCAGAUGGUAUUUUCAGCUUUAGCUUUUGCCCAAAGUGAGGUACUUUGGUACUUUCAACAUGUAGGAGUAGUUCCAUCGAAAUCAAAAACUGCUCGAGUGGUUGCAGUAGAAAUUGAUCCAAGUGAUCCAACCAUUGGAUUCAUAUUAGAUGGAAUGGAGGGCCUUUGUUGUCUAGUGCGGAAGUAUAUUGCAGCAAUUCGAGGCUAUGCCUUAUCGUACCUGUCAUCCUGUGCUGGUAGAAUAAGAUUUCUGUUAGGGACUCCGGGGAUGGUUGCUCUUGACCUUGAAGCAAACCUGAAGGGACUUUUCCAGAAGAUUCUUCAACAGCUAGAAAGCCUACCAAAGCCACACAGUGAAAACGUUUCAGCAAUCACAUGUGAUUUAUCUGAUUUACGCAAAGAUUGGCUAUCAGUAUUGCUGAUUGUUACUUCUGCUCGGUCAUCUAUAAAUAUCAGACAUUUGGAAAAAGCUACUGUUUCUACUGGAAAAGAAGGCUUAUUAUCUGAAGGAAAUGCUGCUUACAACUGGUCUAGGUGUGUUGAUGAACUUGGAGCUCAGUUAUCUAGACAUGGUAGCCUGAAGAAGCUAUACUUCUAUCACCAGCAUCUUACUACAGUCUUCCGUAAUACCAUGUUUGGACCCGAAGGUCGUCCACAACAUUGUUGUGCAUGGCUUGGUGUUGCCAGUAGCUUUCCUGAAUGUGCUUCUUCCAUCAUUCACGAGGAGGUAAAUAAAAUUGGCCGUGAUGCUGUUCUCUAUGUUGAGUCCCUUAUUGAAUCUAUCAUGGGAGGCUUGGAAGGGCUAAUAAAUAUUCUUGACUCUGAAGGUGGAUUUGGUUCUCUCGAGAUGCAGCUUCUACCAGAACAGGCUGCACAUCUCAUGAAUUUGACUUCAAGAAUAUCUACUCCAAUAAAAUCACCAAAGGCGGUGUCUGGGUUUCAUUUGCCUGGCUACGAGAGCUACCCUGAAAACAAUAAUUCUAUAAAGAUGUUAGAAGCAGCCUUGCAGAGGCUAACAAAUCUUUGCUCAGUGUUAAAUGAUAUGGAGCCAAUCUGUGUCUUAAACCAUGUCUUUGUUCUGAGGGAGUACAUGAGGGAAUGUAUACUUGUGAACUUUAGAAGGAGACUGCUAGCCAUUCUUAAAAGUGAUAAUGAUCUUCAACGCCCUUCUGUAUUGGAGUCGCUUAUUCGCAGACACACAGCCAUAGUCCAUCUUGCUGAACAACAUGUUAGCAUGGACCUAACACAUGGUAUUCGUGAAAUUUUACUGACAGAGACAUUCUGUGCCCCAGUUUCAUCUCUACAACUGUUUGAGAAAGCUCCAGAAGAGCCAUACACAGGAUCAGCAACUGAAGCUGUUUGCAAUUGGUACAUGGAAAAUAUUGUCAAGGAUGUCUCUGGUGCUGGUAUCCUCUUUGCGCCACUCCAUAGAUGUUUCAAGAGUUCAAGGCCUGUUGGGGGAUAUUUCGCUGAGUCAAUAACUAAUCUCAGGGAAUUAAGAGCUUUUGUUCGUGUUUUUGGUGGUUAUGGAGUUGAUCAGUUUGGCAGAAUGAUGAAAGAGCACACAGCAGCGCUACUGAACUGCAUUGACACAUCACUACGGGCCAACCAUGAGAUUUUGGAAGCAGUUGCUGGAAGCAUGCAUUCCGGUGACCGGAUCGAACGAGACACAAAUAUCAAACAGAUUGUUGAUAUGGACACAAUGGUUGGGUUCUGUGUACAGGCCGGGGAGGCCAUUGCAUUUGACUGUCUUUUAGCAGAAGCAGCUGGAUCUGUACUGCAAGAAGGUGCUCCUCUAAUACACUCUUUACUAACAGGGGUUGCUAAGCAUUUGCCUGAGGAAAUGCCUGAAAAAAUGGAAAUACGAAGAUUGAGGAGGGUGAUAAACAGCAUGACUCUAACCGAUGAUCAUGAGUCAGAGUGGAUCAAAUCAAUUCUUGAAGAAGUUGGGGGUGCAAGUGAUGGUUCAUGGAGCUUGUUGCCAUAUUUAUUUGCCACAUUUAUGACCUCAAACAUUUGGAGUACGUCAACUUUCAAUGUUGAUACAGGUGGCUUUAACAACAACAUACACUGCUUGGCAAGGUGCAUUUGUGCUGUUAUUGCAGGAAGUGAAUUCGUCAGGCUUGAAAGAGAGCUUCAGCAGAAUCAGUCUUUUUCAAAUGGACUUGCUGAUGAGGCAUUGGACCCUGCUGACAUACAGAACCGUUCAUCUAUCAAGGCAAGCAUCAAGUCUACAAUGCAACUCUUUGUCAAAUUCUCUUCCGGAAUCAUCCUGGAUUGUUGGAAUGAACAUAACAGAUGUAGUAGUAUUGUAGCAAAGCUAAUCUUCUUGGACCAAGUUUGUGAGAUCUCUCCGUACCUUCCAAGAAGCACGCUAGAAGCCCACAUCCCUUACGCCAUUCUUCGCUCCAUCUACACCCAGUACUAUUCAAACUCCUCUCCUGGCCCACUCCCACUUCUGAACGAAUCUCCCCACCGCCAUUCCCCUGCUGCUGCUGCGCUGGCUCAUUCGUCUCCGAGGCGGAACUCGCCCCGUGAAUAUUCGCCCCACGCAAGCCUUAAUGAUUCCGGCCACUUCAGUAAGGCAUCAUCAACAGUGGGGUUAAGCCACCAGAUGGAAAUUAGGCAUAGGGAUUUGAGGCAAUCCGGGCCGUUGGAUUAUGGUGCCAGUCGCAAAGCAAAACUUAUGGAGGGAUCCACGUCAUCGAGCACGAAGGGACCGAGUUCCAAGUCUGGUCCUAUAUCAUACAAGUACAACAGCAAAUAAGAGCUCAUCCCAGCCUAGCAUAGCCUAACCAAGUCAUGUUGAUGUAAGUUUGCUUCUUUUCUUUUAUGAAACUUGACAAUCUGACUUA